CAAAGGGAAAAGGAAGCCAUCAGAGGGGGGUGACCCCCUAGACCCACCUCUGUCCCCUCUCCCCGAUGGUGAUCAGAGCAGGCGCCAGAGCCCUGCCCAGCUGGAGAGCCUGCCCCCAGGAACUCACUGUCUGGUAGAGGCUGAGAUGUGGAUGUAACAAAUCUAGAGCAAAAUAAAGAAGCGAUCUGUCUGGAGAGGCCUGAAGGAGGUUCAGGGUCACUUUUCUGGCUGUCUCCAGAGCCAGGCGUCUGCGGACUCUGACUCGGGGUCCUGGUCAUUAAUGCUGGACUCCCCCGAGGCAGGCGGGGAGCGGGAGGAGGAGCAGGCCUUCCUGGUCAGCCUCUACAAGUUCAUGAAGGAGCGACACACGCCCAUCGAGAGGGUGCCCCAUCUCGGCUUCAAGCAGAUUAACCUGUGGAAGAUCUACAAGGCAGUGGAGAAGCUGGGGGCCUAUGAGAUGCAUCUGGAGUGGAAACCCUUCCCCAGCUCUCCCGUGUGCUGCAGCAAGGAGGGGCCCACCUCGCCCACUGCUACUUUGCUGCUCCAAGUGACCGGCCGCCGCCUCUGGAAGAACGUGUAUGACGAGCUGGGGGGCAGCCCCGGCAGCACAAGCGCAGCCACUUGCACGCGCCGCCACUACGAGAGGCUGGUCCUCCCUUAUGUGCGGCACCUGAAGGGGGAGGACGACAAGCCACUGCCCGCCUCCAAGCCCAGGAAGCAAUACAAGAUGGCCAAGGAGCCUCGGGGGGAUGAUGGGGCCAUUGAGAGGCUGAAGAAGGCCAAGGAGGAGAAGCAGGUAGACCAGAUGAUGCCAGGAAAGACCAAAAAAGAUGCCACCAUUGACCUGGCACAGCUUCCCAGCCAGGAGCUCCCCAGGAAUGGCACAGAACAGGCAGGCACAGCCCCUGGAUCCUCCCUGCCCUUUGUGGGUGCCAGCAGCUGCCCUGAAGCCUACAAGCAGCUCCUGUCCAGCUUCUACUGCAAAGGGAUACAUGGCAUCAUGUCACCACUGGCCAAAAAGAAGCUCCUGGCCCAAGUGAGCAAGGUUGAGGCCUUGCAGUGCCAGGAGGAGGGCUGUUGCCAUGGGGCAGGUGGCCCAAAUGGGGAGCCCCAGGCAUCCUCAGCCGUUCUCAGCCCGGAUUAUCCCCCGAGCUCCGGAGGACCAGCUGAAAACUCCAGGCACCAGCUGUCCCCUCAGGAGAGACUGCAGGCCUCUGGUGGCAGCCUUAGGGAGGAGGCUCAAGCUGGCCCCCACAUACCAGCUCCCAUCUUCACUGGCUGUUUCCAUGCCUACCCCACCAAGGUGCUGAAGCCUGUCAGCCAACACCCCCGGGACUUCUUCCCCAGUCUUAAAGAUGGGGUGCUACUGGGGCCCCCUGGCAAAGAGGAAGGGCUGCCGGUCAAAGAGCCCCAGCUGGUGUGGGGUGGGAAUGCCAGCCGGCCUUCUGCAUUCCACAAAGGUGGCUCCAGAAAGGGCAGCCUCUACCCUAAGCCCAAAGCCUGCUGGGUGUCCCCCAUGGCCAAGGUCCCUGCUGAGAGCCCUGUGCCCCUACCCAACUUCCCAAGCAGCCCUGGCUUGAGCAACAAGCGCAGCCUGGAGGAAGAGGGCUUUGCCCAUAGUGGCAAAAAACUGCGGGCAGUGUCUCCCUUUCUUAAGGAGGUAGAUGCCAAGGAGUGUGGGGCCAAAUCUGUGGGGCCAGGCUUGGCCGUCUCCUGUCUGCUGGGCCCAGCCCUGGGGCCUGCCCUCCCGGACGCCUACAGGGGCACCAUGCUGCGCUGCCCACUGAACUUUGCUGGCACCCCAGACCCCUUAAAGUCCCAGGCCACACUCCCCUUCAGCCCCCUGGUCAUCCCAGCCUUCCCGGCCCACUUCCUGGCCACUACAACCCCCUCACCCAUGGCCGCUGGCCUGAUGCACUUCCCCCCAGCAUCCUUUGACAGUGCUCUCCGCCACAGAUUCUGCCCGGCCUCAUCUGCCUGGCAUGUGCCACCUGCCACAACCUAUGCAGCACCCCACUUCUUCUCCCUCAACACCAAGCUGUAGGGUGGAUCCUGCAGAGCUGCGCUGCACUGUGCUGUGGCGGGUCUGAUGCCGCCUGAGGGUAGGCACUGCCAGGGGGCUUGGCUGCAGCCCAUUCCCCACAAGUGCCCAGCUGUGCCCCAUGCAGAAAUGGGCCUCUGGGCCCAAAGAGAAAGGGAGUGGGGAAACUGAGUUUAUCUCAAAGCAGCAGCCCAAGCCUGGGAUAGGGGGUCCAGUUGUUGCAAGGCCUUGGGAGAAGAUGGCACGGGGCUGGCAGUGACCACCUGGGCCCCCCAGAGCAGAAGCCAGAAUGGGGUGAAGGGCUGAGGAGCUGGAUGGCACCUUGGAGUGUCCAGGCUGCUCAUGGACAAUCCAAUAAAAGAUCAGUGUGAAUCCA
Messenger RNA from Manis pentadactyla (Chinese pangolin), 2417 nucleotides. RefSeq names its product AT-rich interaction domain 5A (gene ARID5A). Gene Ontology annotation, molecular function: transcription cis-regulatory region binding. The transcript has 8 exons. NCBI's taxonomy places the organism in Eukaryota, Metazoa, Chordata, Mammalia, Pholidota, Manidae. The coding region runs from base 281 to 2044 and encodes 587 amino acids. Gene Ontology annotation, cellular component: nucleus. Gene Ontology annotation, biological process: regulation of transcription by RNA polymerase II. The record is from RefSeq and is a predicted model, not a curated record.